UCUGCCAUACUCGUCGUCGACGUACAGAAUGACUUCGUCAGCGGCAGUCUCGCCGUCCGCGAUACACAGCAGGUCAUCAGUCCCAUCAACGCACUCCUGAAGCUCCCAUUCGCCAUUAAAAUUGCCACCCAAGACUAUCACCCGGCCGACCACAUAUCCUUUGCGCGCAAUCAUGAGGGCAAGAAGGAAUUUGACAAUAUCGUCAUCUUCCCUCCCGCAGAGUCACUUGAAGGGCUAGAACAGGUGCUGUGGCCUGUUCAUUGCGUUCAGGACACUUUUGGGGUAGCAUUUGUGGACGGCCUGGAGCACGAGGACCUGGAGGUCGUCCGUAAAGGCUGCGAUGUCGGGAUCGAGUGCUAUUCUGCAUUCGAAGACCCGUGGGGACUCACGAACACUGGACUCAAGGGCAAGCCGAGGAACAGAGAGAUAUCAAAUGUUUUCGUGGUCGGCAUAGUGGGAGAUUAUUGCGUCAAGUCUACUGCACUUGAUGCAAAGAAAUACGGGUUC
Messenger RNA from Suillus discolor, 507 nucleotides. Its product is annotated as Isochorismatase-like protein. The annotation marks the transcript as partial. The record is from RefSeq and is a predicted model, not a curated record. NCBI's taxonomy places the organism in Eukaryota, Fungi, Basidiomycota, Agaricomycetes, Boletales, Suillaceae. The transcript is spliced from 2 exons.